Messenger RNA from Vitrella brassicaformis, 3007 nucleotides. The record is from the annotation of a GenBank genome assembly. Lineage: Eukaryota; Vitrellaceae.
AGGGGAUGCUGGUUGAGGUACGUUACCGCACUGGCUGGUCCGAGUGCAUGAUGCGCUACUCUUGCUCUAGUCAAGACAGAUGGCUGGACGUCACCAUGGAGGUCCGCAAGCAUCGCACACAGAAGGGCGUCCAAGACGAUAUCCCUCGAUGCACAUGGAUGCGUGUGCGUAUAAUGCAGGCCGAUGGGCGGCGUGCUGGCUGGUUGAAGGCGCGUGUAGAGGUGCCGGAUGGCAGCGGCGGGAUCAUGGAGUUUGUCAUGCACAACGGGCGAGGCACCUGGGACAACCCGCCAGACUGGUACAUGCGAUGCAUGCAUUGCAAUGCAUCCAGUCCAGAUUCAUUCUUUCUUUCUCUCUCUGUUGCGUGUGUGUUUGGAUGUUUCUAAGGUACGGGCAUCGCAAUUACCAGGUUCCUCUCCCCGCUGACAAUUCGCCCGCCCUGCUGAUCGUCACACUCAGCAACGGCACUAUAGAUGGUCAGCAGAGGCAACAAAUGUAGUACAAAUGUGACUGACUGACAACAUUGUCUGCGAGUGUGUGUGUGUGUGUGUGUGUGGUGCAGCUGUCGACGUGCCGCAAGAUCUCGCACCAGCUGUCGCUGAGACGUAGGGCACAUCACAGUGGUCGCACUCCUGUUCCUGUGAUGGAUGGAUGCUGUGCAGGUCUGUGGGCGCGGUGGCGGGCCUUACCCAGUGUAGCGUGUGUUUCGGGGACUACCAUCACGAAGAUCUCCACAGGCAGCCCCAAGUGCUUAGAUGCGGUGAGCAGGAAGCGCACACCGACACACGCACGCACAAGGGGCGAAGAAGUCAGUGUCGGUAUAUAUGUGUAUGUGUUUUGUGUGCCAUACGUCCGCCACCACCAGGACAUUCGUUUUGCCUCAAGGUACAGUGGCUGCAUGGCCGCAUCCAUCGGACUGCAGGAUUGUAUCUAUCACGCCUUCUUGUUUCGCUGACUGCCUGUGCAGUGUGUCAGGGGCUUCAUCGACCACCACCCCCGUGGCCGUCGUAGAGCUGUCUGUCCCACAUGCAGGUGUGCACGCCGCCACCCCACUAAUGCACAAUAGUGCGUGUGCAUCUGUAUGUGUGGGGCUUUCUGUCAAUCAGGGUUGAGACUCCAGAGGCUGAUGUGCACAUCAACUACGGCCUCCGUGACAUCCUGGAGAAGCUGCUGACGGCCACUGCGGCGGCAGCGCCGGCUUCGGCGACCAACAAUACAACGCACCCCCACCCGACCCCCCCUGCUCCUCCUAUUCCCCCAAGCAGCCACGACGCACUUGUUCCUCCUCGCCAGCGCCAGCAGCAGGCCGACGGACAAGACGACACCAAUGCUAUAGCCCCGCCGAGUCGGACGUAAGCAGACCUCUGUCAGACUCACCUACCUCAAGCAUAGGUGCUUAUCGGCUUUGUGUCUGUUCUUUGUAUGUGUGUGUUGUCGGCAGUCCUGCCAGCGGUGGCAGCGCUUCUGUGAGUCGUCGAGCCGGCACAUUGCUGUCUGGUGUGGAGAAGGACGGGGUGGUGAGGGAGGGCAUGGCUGGACCACAGCCGAGUGGCGCGCGGCAGCGGCAGCGGCAGCGGCAACAGGCCAACAGCAAUCUCUUCAUCAUCGCAGCUGCACAUGGCGCACAGCAGGCCAGGUAAAUCCUGCUGACUGCAGACAAGAUGGUCAUGAGUCUGUCCUCCUUGAUCUGGCCAUUUCAGCGUUUUGCGUCGCAGCGGCACACUGCCACUGUCGCCGUUCGUGUCCGACGGACAAGACCACCACCACCACCACCAGCACCAGCAGCGGCAGCAGCAGCAGCAGAGGGACGAUAGACAUGAGGGUACGGACAGAGCUUAAAAGAGACAGACAUCACACGACACACACGCGGGGGUGGGUGCAUGUCAUGUGUGCAGGUGGUGUGCAGCGUGAGCGUCGCCCCCACAGAUACUACCGCAACUAUGGCGGCAGAGUCAGGUGCGCGUGCUUGCCGCUUGCGGGGUGUACUCUCCCUCUCCCUCUCUCUCUCUCUCUCUUUCGUUGGUGUCGCUGCGCACAGGGAGCGUGGGACUCCCCAGCGGCCGAUAGCCGAGCAGACACCGACCAACCGGACGUGAGCAGCACCUCUCUCUCACUCACCGACCUCCGUCAUUGCUCAAAGGUUCUGCCUUUUCGUCUGUUCUGUGUACACAGUGGAGGCAGCGCUUCUCUGCAUCGCGGAGUGCAAUCCGAGGAGGUGGGGCGGGAUGCCACCGCUGGACCACAGCCAAGUCGCACGCAGCGGCAAGGACCACAGGCCAAUAACAACCCCCUAGCCAUCGCGGCACAUGGCACACAGCAGGCCAGGUAAAUCUCGCUGCUUACAGACAAGAUGGUCGGCCCUCGUCAUGAGUCUGUCCUCCUUGAUCCGGCCAUUUCAGCGUUUCGCGUUGCAGCGGCACAUUGCCAUGUGGUGUCCCAUACGAGGUAGUGCGGGAGGGCAGCGGCAGGACGCCGACAGCCUUCGAGCGCGUCACGUACGACGACAUCGCGUGGACUGAUAGAUUCGAAGGCAACCGCAUAGCGUGGCGUAACAGUGGGGCGGAGUGUCGUGUGUCGGAUUGGUCCGAGUGGAUGCGGGAGGCGCUGCUCGAGAUGCGGGAGGGGGAGGUGAGGCGGGUCAACGACGACAGAUAUGGGCGGUUUGUACAGCUGCAAUUGGUCCGCAUUUUGGAUCGAUGAAUGACAGACACAUGGCAUAGCGCUUCCCCUUUUGGCCGCGUGUGGGUGGCAUGUAUGGCUGAGCGGGGAGGGAGAGAGGGAGGGAGGGCAGUGUGGACGCACACAGACAGUCGGCCUCGGUCGCUUCGCGUCUGCCAACGGGUGUGUGAGGCACCUCCCUCCCUCCGCCCACCCCUGUUGAGGCUCUCUCUCCUCCUCUGCUAUUUCACCCACACCGGCCAGCGUGUAUAUGAUGUUUGUUUGUGAGGCUGUGAAUAGCCGGGUGGGCGGGGCGGUGGAAUGAUAUUAUAGAAAAUUCAUGAAGGAA